Capsicum annuum is the source of this 1345-nucleotide messenger RNA. Its product is annotated as F-box/kelch-repeat protein At3g06240-like. The transcript has a single exon. Gene Ontology annotation, molecular function: protein binding. NCBI's taxonomy places the organism in Eukaryota, Viridiplantae, Streptophyta, Magnoliopsida, Solanales, Solanaceae. The record is from RefSeq and is a predicted model, not a curated record. Bases 118 to 1230 code for a protein of 370 amino acids.
CGCUAGUUUUCCCCCAAAAUUUUCAACUACCCUUAUUCACUUUCAACUUCAAGAAUAGUUAGCAAAAGACGCAUAAAUCCAGUAGUUUCUCCUCCAAAUUGGCAAUCAAAUUCAAUCAUGGCAAUGAGCAAAUCUGAAACCCUACCGGAAGAAACGAUAGUUGACAUACUCUCUCGCCUGCCUGCAAAAUUCAUAGGCCAAUACAGGUGCUUAUCAAAACAAUGGUGCAAUUUUCUGUCUGACCCACAAUUCAUCAAAGCUCACCUCACCCUCCAUGCCCAUAAGCAAGAAAAGAAACUCAUUUUCAUUUCUGCUUCUCAGGCUCUUAAAACUAUCGCUUUUAACCAUAACCCCCAAAAUGGAUUAAUCAUCGAUGCUAUUUCAAGAAACAUUAAUUUUCCUAAGCUUGAAGACAACUGGUCAAACGUUGCUUGCUCAUGUAAUGGCUUGGUGUUGGUGAGGAAUCAGGAACAUAUUAUGUUUUUAAUAAACCCCACAACCUUGGAGUGCCAUAGAAUUCCAACUUUUCAUUUGGCUCUUCCCCAUGGAAAUAGCUGUAGCGUGUACGGUCUAGGGUAUGAUUUUGCUACUGAUGAUUAUAAAACGGUUACUCUUUCUCAACAUCUACGAGGGCAUAUUGACUCUACUUUUCUUGAUGUCUACUCCAUGAAAAUGGAUCUAUGGAGGAGACUUGAGAGUAUACCUUAUAAUUUACUUACUAACCUCUCAGGAGGAACUCCUGGGGUAUUGGUAAAUGGGGCUUUGCAUUGGAUGGCAAGUAAAACUUCUUCAGUGGUAAUUAUUGCUUUUGAUUUAAGUGAUGAGAAAUUCUUGGAGGUGCCAGCCCCUUCUACUCUUGAUAAAAAUGAUUUGGAUUUGUAUGGUCUUACGGCUUUAAGAGGGUGUCUUUGUAUGUUCUCUGCUAUACUGGAAGACGAAAUCGAUGUUUGGAUGAUGAGAGAAUAUCGAGUUGAGGAGUCAUGGACCAGAUUUAGUAUUGCUAGAAUGGAUUUAGAGUAUGGUUUUGUACCAUUUAAUCCAAUCAGUGAUGAUGAUGUUAUAUUGAGUGUGGAUAGAGAUAAGUUGACUGUCUACAAUAUGAAAGAGGAUCACUGGAGAUAUGUGGAGGUUGAUGGAUUAACUUCUGAGUAUGGAAGGAUUGGGACUUUCAUCGAGAGUCUCGUCUCUCCUAUGUUUGGCAAGAGAGCUGAGGGUUACCAUAUUGCUUGAAAUAUUUUUGUAAUGGUAAUUCGUCGUCAUAGGUUUUUGUAAUGGUAAUUCUUCAGUCCUGAAAAAUAUACGAUUUACUACCGGAAAUGGAAUAAACUUAAAUUUGUGUCUUGAA